Pristis pectinata (smalltooth sawfish) is the source of this 3024-nucleotide messenger RNA. RefSeq lists its product as uncharacterized. NCBI's taxonomy places the organism in Eukaryota, Metazoa, Chordata, Chondrichthyes, Rhinopristiformes, Pristidae. Gene Ontology annotation, molecular function: oxidoreductase activity. The record is from RefSeq and is a predicted model, not a curated record. Bases 148 to 1002 code for a protein of 284 amino acids. The transcript has 6 exons.
CAGGGAGUGGGCUCUUGUCCUCCGGCUGCUGCGGGCUGAUCACAUUGAGCCCCGGGCUGCCCCGAGCUGGGUCCCGGCUCCAGGCAUCAGAUCCCCGGGAGCCCGAGCCCUCGCUGCCGGCUUUUCCUCUUCUGCGAGAGGCGGGAGAUGGCGGCCGCCUUGCUGUCGGAGGCGGAGAUGGAACAGCGGUCCAUGGCCGAGGAGGACCCGAACGGCAACGAGCACGGCGCAGGGGCCAGGAGCAGCACGGUGCCGCGCUGGGGACCGCAGCACGCUGGCGCCAGGGAGCUGGCUCAGCUCUACUCGCCGGGAAAGCGAUUACAAGAAUGGAUCUGCGUCAUCUUAUGUGUGUGUUUGGUGGCCAUCAACUUCCUGUUCCUGAUGCUGCAUUUUUCCAUGGAUCACUUUUUCAAAUUAAUAAUAGCCAUUUUUGCUGGGAUUGUUACUGCAGAUUUUGCCUCCGGCCUGGUUCACUGGGGAGCAGACACCUGGGGUUCUGUUGAUAUCCCUGUCAUUGGCAAGGCAUUUAUUAGGCCUUUCCGAGAACAUCACAUUGAUCCAACUGCGAUAACCAGACAUGACUUCGUUGAGACUAAUGGAGAUAACUGUAUGUUUGCCAUUAUUCCACUGGCCCAUAUGACCUACAGGUUCAUCAACAACAGUCCAGAUGCUGUCUAUGAAGCCUAUCCCUGGGACUGUUACUUAUUCUGUUUAAGCAUAUUUGUGACAAUGACCAAUCAAAUUCACAAAUGGUCUCACUCGUACUUUGGUUUGCCUUGCUGGGUCAGCAUCCUUCAGGACCUUCACAUCAUCCUGCCUAGAAAGCAUCAUCGGAUCCAUCACAUUGCCCCUCAUGAGACUUACUUCUGCAUUACCACAGGAUGGCUGAAUUAUCUUCUGGAAAAGAUUGGAUUUUGGCGGAACCUUGAGUAUCUCAUAACAAAUAUAACUGGACACAAGCCAAGGACUGAUGAUAUGAAGUGGGUUCACAAGGUGGAAUAAAAGACUAUAAAUGGACUAAUGGUGUUGUGGGAAACUGAAGAGUCUCGGCCAUGCUUAAGAAGUGAAGACGCAUAUAAUUAAUUUUCCUUACCCUUGACCAGCACUUAGAAACUUGCAUUGUUACAUGAUGUGAUAUAUGUUUGAACAACUUUUUAUUUGCAAAUCAUUGCUGCCAUUCAAACAAGCUGCCUAUGUAGGUCCAAACAUAAGUUUAACAAGUGAUCCUUUGUUCUCCAUUCUACUAUAAUGCAAAAGAUGCUGAUCAUCCAUAUAUUAUUUUGUACCUAGUAUAUGGUCAGAAAUAGCACCAGCAACACUGAUAGCAAAUAGAAAGAGCGGGAUACCAUUUUAAUGGUGAAUUUAAAAAUCUUGACAGAACUGACUGUGCCCUUAUCAGCCUUAAGCACUUUUAAAUUGAUUAUAAUCCUGGUAAAUGGAAUGAUUCUGUACAGGAACUUAUAUAAAAAUUAUCUGAGUUUUAAAGUUAUGUGAAUUUUAGUUUGUUUUUGUGUUCUGCAUUGUUUGUUAAGGUACACAUCAUAAUAUAGAACCAAGUCAGAGAAACCUUCACACUCCUGAUGCAGCCUCACAGUUGCAUAAAUUUAUGAGAGCAUCACUUGAAAACUCUGCUGUUUAGUUGUAUAACCAAUCUGGUAAUGGACUCCUGGGCUGAGCUAAUAGGUCUGGCUGGCAAUGGUUUAUCUUCUAUGGGGAUAGAUUUCAUGUCGCACAUACCUUCUAAGAAUAAAUCAUUUGAUCCCAAGGGAAAGGGCAUACACAUUGUAUGUAGUCGUCCACAUUCGUUGCAAGAACCUGCACCAUACCAUCACCAAUCCCACUCCCUGCAGAAAUCACAUGUCUCAUUUAUGUUGUAGAACCACAUCCAAUUAAGCUGAUUCUAUUGUGUUUUUUGUCUUCUAUUAUCCAACAAUUGGUUCAGUUUAUGCAUUAGAAUAGAUGUCUGUAAAUAAGUGCCAGUGCAAACAGCUGCUCAUUUUGUCCUGACUGCAAUGUUGUUUCCUGGCCAUUGACUGUCAAUGAAGAUCUGCAUAAACCAACAUCAGUGCAGCCAGAAGCAUGACAACUUGUUGCCUGCAUUUCUGGUGGCAGAUUUUGCACUUGUUCUGACAGUUCACAGAAAUAUUGCCUGACACAUUGACACCAGAUGGCUCUUGUUCAGUUAUAGUGCUGUCCAGCAACUAAGUUUGGAGAUGCUUCUGAUGAUGAUCCUGAAAUGUAAAUUUAAAUCUCUUAAGUGAUUAAGAUUCUGAAUCAUCACAGUAUCACUCUGGCAGCCCCCCUCUCUCAUUUUAACUCUUUUUCCUGCGUUGUCUCCUGUAUGUCAUUGUUGGUCUUUGAAAAUUCUCUUUAGUUAUCCAGUAAAGCUUUCUUACUAAUUUCACACAAAAACAUUUGCUUUUUGGCCCAAUGUUUAUUAUCUUUUUAAUUUCGGUAUUUUCCUUAACUGUUUGUUAACCUUCAUCUAAGUGCUAUUAAUUUCUCCUGCAGUGAUGAUUUGGACUAGCAAGAUAAACCUCUUUAUUCUCCUUUUGACACUUUAGUUUCCCACAUGAAACAGACUAAAUGUAAUUAAAAUUAAAAUAUUCCAAGAGUAUCUGAAAUAUUGCUCCAUGUGGAGGGAUAGGAUAGAAUUACAUUUCUACUUCAUCCCUAUCGAGUUGGUAAGUUAUCGAGUUAUAUGACAGAAUCCGUAUCAUAGUUCAGAAAGGAUUUGCUUUGUUCUGAGGGAUCAUAAAGUAUGAUGAGUCCAGGCUGCAUUUAAUUUCUAAAUCAAAGUGACACAGGUAAAGGAACUUGAUCAUUAUUUAUGAGUUUUAUCUGAAAUAUUAUUUUCUUGCAGUCUUACCAGGAUAACAAGACUGCCUGUAUUAAUUGGGAACCCAACCCAUCCUCUGGUAUCACUGGUAUAUUAGGCAAUACUUUCCACCUGUUCUGAUUUUUAAAGCCACAAAUGCUGCAAAUGUGCUACUGGCCUUUGGAGCAGCUGGGUUUACCGUUACA